AUGAGCCCGAUCGCGGCCCUGGAACAAGCCAUCAGAGACGCCCACGAGUGUGAUGAUGGCGAGAUUCAGCUCUACAACGAGCAGAUCGACACCCUGCGGAAGGAGACCGAAGAGGCAGAGAGGAGCCUGGAGAGGUCAUCCUAUGACUGCCGGCAGCUGGUGGUUGCCCAGCAGACCCUGAGGAACGAGUUGGACCAGUAUCAUCGCAUCAUCGAGAAUACAGGCAACAGAUCUUACCAGAGAUGUGCAGGAUAUAACUGCAGUGAAACCAAGACUCAAAGGCCUCCCCAAGAACCUUCCGAGGAAAAAGGAGAUGGUAGCGAAAGAUACAGCAGAUAA
Messenger RNA from Rangifer tarandus platyrhynchus (Svalbard reindeer), 339 nucleotides. The record is from the annotation of a GenBank genome assembly. NCBI's taxonomy places the organism in Eukaryota, Metazoa, Chordata, Mammalia, Artiodactyla, Cervidae.